CGCGCUCCGGGUUCUGGGCGGGUUCGGGUUCCUGCAGGCCGCGACUGGUGUUCUGCUCAUCCGCUGGUUGACGAAGCUUCGCACAAGAUGUCUAAGCAGCAACCAGCUCAGUUUAUAAAUCCUGAAACUCCUGGCUAUGUUGGAUUUGCAAACCUUCCCAAUCAAGUUCACCGAAAAUCAGUGAAGAAAGGUUUUGAGUUCACACUAAUGGUUGUUGGUGAGUCAGGCUUGGGAAAGUCCACGCUCAUCAACAGCCUGUUCCUGACUGACCUCUACCCAGAGAGGGUCAUCCCUGGAGCUGCUGAAAAAAUUGAGCGGACUGUCCAAAUCGAGGCCUCCACGGUAGAGAUCGAGGAGCGGGGGGUCAAGCUUCGGCUGACGGUGGUGGACACCCCCGGCUACGGCGAUGCCAUCAAUUGCCGAGACUGGUGCGUGUGCGUGUGGGUGGUGCACGUUUUUAGUGUAUGA
Molecule: messenger RNA, 468 nt
Organism: Echinops telfairi (small Madagascar hedgehog)
Lineage: Eukaryota; Metazoa; Chordata; Mammalia; Afrosoricida; Tenrecidae
Gene: SEPTIN2
Product: septin 2
Exons: 5
Coding region: 88-468 (126 amino acids)
Biological process (GO): cytoskeleton-dependent cytokinesis; regulation of exocytosis; cilium assembly
Cellular component (GO): septin complex; septin ring; synaptic vesicle
Molecular function (GO): molecular adaptor activity; GTP binding; GTPase activity
Source: RefSeq, a predicted model, not a curated record